CAUGGGGAACCGCAGCGCCGCCGGGGCCGCGGGGGCCGCGCUGCCGGGGCUGCGGGGCGGCGGCGCGGGGGCGGCGGCGCUGGCGGGCGGCGUGCUGCUCAUCGGCGCGGUGCUCGCGGGGAACUCGCUCGUGUGCGUGAGCGUGGCGGCCGAGCGCGCCCUGCGGACGCCCGCCAACUACUUCGUGCUGAGCCUGGCGGCCGCCGACCUGCUGCUGGCGCUGCUCGUGCUGCCGCUGUUCGUGUACUCGGAGGCCCAGGGCGGCGUGUGGCUGCUGGGCCCCCGCCUCUGCGACGCGCUCAUGGCCAUGGACGUCAUGCUGUGCACCGCUUCCAUCUUCAACCUGUGCGCCAUCAGCGUGGACAGGUUCGUGGCCGUGGCCCGGCCGCUGCGCUACAACCGCCCGGGCCGCGGCGGCCGGCAGCUGCUGCUCAUCGGCGCCACGUGGCUGCUGGCGGCGGCGGUGGCGGCGCCCGUGCUGUGCGGCCUCAACGACACGCGCGGCCGCGACCCCACGGCGUGCCGCCUGGAGGACCGCGACUACGUGGUCUACUCGUCCGUGUGCUCCUUCCUGCUGCCCUGCCCGCUGCUGCUGCUGCUGUCCGCGGCCACCUUCCGGGGCCUGCGGCGCUGGGGGGCCGCGCGCCGCGCCAAGCUGCUCGCCCGCGCGCCCCGCCGGCCCAGCGGCCCCGGCCCGCCGCCCCCCGCCGCCGCCGCCGCCGCCCCCGCGGCCGGCCCGCCCCCGCCGCCCCCGGCCCCGCCGCCAGCCCGCCGCCGACGCGCCCAGACCACCGGCCGGGAGCGCAAGGCCAUGAGGGUGCUGCCCGUGGUGGUCGGUGGGUGCCGGAGGGCGCGGCGCGGGGGUGGCGGCCUGGGCCCCCGGCUCCGCAGGCCCGCGCUCACCCGCCCCCGCACCCCCUCGCCAGGGGCCUUCCUGGUUUGCUGGACGCCCUUCUUCGUGGUGCACGUCACGCGCGCGCUGUGUGCCGCCUGCGCGGUGCCCCCGCGGCUGGUGAGCGCCGUCACCUGGCUGGGCUACCUCAACAGCGCCCUCAACCCGCUGCUCUACUCGCUCUUCCACGCCGGGUUCCGCUCUGCCUUCCGCAAGGCCCUGCGCCCCUGCUGCUGAGCGGCCCCUCUUCUUCACCCACCCCAGCUGUCCAGGAGCGCCCGCCCUGCCUCAGGGACCA
Pipistrellus kuhlii (Kuhl's pipistrelle) is the source of this 1190-nucleotide messenger RNA. RefSeq names its product dopamine receptor D4 (gene DRD4). Gene Ontology annotation, biological process: adenylate cyclase-inhibiting dopamine receptor signaling pathway; adenylate cyclase-activating adrenergic receptor signaling pathway. NCBI's taxonomy places the organism in Eukaryota, Metazoa, Chordata, Mammalia, Chiroptera, Vespertilionidae. The coding region runs from base 2 to 1129 and encodes 375 amino acids. The transcript has 3 exons. Gene Ontology annotation, cellular component: plasma membrane. The record is from RefSeq and is a predicted model, not a curated record. Gene Ontology annotation, molecular function: G protein-coupled receptor activity; dopamine neurotransmitter receptor activity, coupled via Gi/Go.